AUGGCCGGAGCUACGCAAGCGCCUGGUGAUCAAACUCAGGUGGAUGGUCGCGUCACCAAUCAAGGGUCGACAAACCCAUACGAAACAAACCCCGAGCUCCUCCCCAACGAUGACCUAUUCCUCGCCCGGAGUGUGCAUUAUGGCCGCUACGCGCCUCGCGAAUCUGACUUCAAACCUCGAUACAACCAGUGGUGCGAACCGGAUCCAGAGGUCACUUCAUAUUGGGAAGGCAUUGUGAAAGAGCUCUGUACGGCAGAGAAUUCUCUGAAUGUCUCGGGGAACCGGGAGGUCUUCGCUGCUGGCAGCGUUGUCAUUCGCGUUGAUCGUGAACCUUCAACUGGCGCCGCUGCUGAAAAGUACUCGUGUGCCAACGCCAAUGAACUGAGUGCCGCAAGGAAGGCUGAGGAUACGCUCAAGGAGAUGUCCAUCACUGUGCCGGUCAUAUUCUUUUGCGGGACAAUAGAUGGGAAAAAUGUCACUGUGGAAUCUAGAAUCCCUGGAGUUACUCUCGAGGUAGCCUGGAGAUACCUCACAGCUGAGCAGAUUGACAUGUUCAAGCAGCAGUGCCGUCGCAUAUCGCAGCGCCUUGGCGGGAUAGAUGCACCCCCCGACCGUCCUUCGUACGUUUGCAGUGGACUCAACUCACAAGCGUCACCCGAUGCCCUGGAACCAGAGAAGAAUAUACUGUUUCGUGAAAGGAAGGAGGACGAACAUAUCUGUUUGGUCCACAACAACCUGGUACCGUCGAACGUUGUUAUCAGCGAUGAUAAGGUGAUCGGGAUAACUGGUUGGCGACAGAGCGGGUACUUUGGCUUUGAAAGGGCAGAUGAGAUACAUCGACGCUUUAGGAUACUGGUGGCAUCUGCCAUACAUGGAGACAAAUCUACUAAUCUGCGAGCGUGGUCUGACCUCUAUGAAGGACUUGAUGCCGCAGGAGUAGUUAGAUCCGCGAGCAAGCAAGACACACCAAUCCCUCUUGUCAAGACCGAACCCCUCAACACGAAUUUGGAUAAAGUUCCCCUUAACGAAGAGUCGGAAUCCAAGCCACCGGUUUCUUCACUUGACGGCCCGACUGCGGACCACCUCACUCCAAAAAACAUUGCGAGUCUCAAGAAUAGGGGAUCCUCAAGAGCGUCGUCUUCUGACCGCUCCUCGCCAGCCACAUCUACGAAACCUGGCCCGGCCCGGAAGUCUGCUACUGCUGCAACCAAGAAAGGGACUGGGCGAAAGUCAACGACCAAAAAGAGGAAAGCCAACGAAUUGGACAGCGAUAUUGUUGAUGGCGGUCGCUCCAACACUCCGUCUUCGAUUCGUGCUGGCAAGCCCGCAACCAAAAAGCGGAAUUCCACCUCGCACACCAACUCACCCGCCCCAGAUAGUAGAAGGAAAGGCAGCAAGAACGUUGAGCAAGAUGAUAUAGAAGAAGAGGAAGAAGAUGACUCUGAUGAUAACGAUGAAAUAUUUUGCAUCUGCCGCAAACCUGACAAUCAUACGUGGAUGAUUGGAUGCGAUGGUGGAUGUGAGGAUUGGUUUCACGGGAAAUGCGUCAACAUCGAUCCGAGAGAUGCAGACCUCAUUGACAAGUACAUCUGCCCGAAUUGCAAGGAGCAAGGCAAAGGAUGGACUACAUGGAAACCUAUGUGCCGGCUAAAAGAAUGCCGCAAGCCCGCCCGAGUCAACCAGAAAAUCCCCAGCAAAUACUGUUCAGACGAACAUGGCCGGGAGUUCAUGCUUCAGCGAACCAAGCUUCUCCUGGGUACGGGACUGAAAGCAAAAACAAAUGCAGCAGGCCGAGCAGCCACCAAUGGCAUUAAUUCGAGCGGAAGCAAUAGCCGUGAUGGGACCGCUACGCCAGACAGACGAGACCCGGACGAUCUAGGAAGCCGAGGUGGAGUCCUUACAACAGGCGAUCUCAAAGCCGUCGUAAUGGGCGUCAGCUCCGCCAAAGAAUUCCGCAAACUAGGCGAAAGCAUCAUAUCGCUUCCCGCCGAAGAGGAAAGCAAAAAUACCGCCACUACCACCACGGAUCCGGAAGCCGAGACCAAGGAGGGAAAGAAGAUCGGUCUGGACUUCGACGUAGACUGGCUCACAUACACUCCCGACGAAGCAUCCAAACUACAAAAGAUCCGCAAGCAACGGGACGACCUUCUCCAUCGCAAAGAGAUGCUCCGCGCCCGAAACACAUUCAUGACACUGGUGCGCCAGCGAUCCAAGAGUAUUUUGGAGCAUCUAAAACAAACCGACCCAAAGGGUGGUUGGAAAGACAUCUGCGGGUUCGACAGCAGACUCGCAUGGUCGGACGAAGAAUUCGACGAAUGGCGGUUAUCCGAAAUCGGCGCGAAAGCACUCGAGGAUGGCUCGCCCGAAGCCCUGGCAUCAAGUUAUCCCGAAGCUGCUACGGACGCCGACGGCGACACCGCCAUGGAUGACGACAACGAAGACGACUUCGAGAAACUCUCACGUGGAGUCUGUACUAAGAAGCGUUGUGAGAGGCAUAAACAAUGGCUCAAGGUCCAACAGCAAGAUGCUGUAUUCGAGGAAAAUACCCUCGCUUUGGAUCUUAGCAAAUGCGAAAAAGAAGCGAAGAAUGUCGUUGAGAGGGCCGUUCUUAGGAUGUGGGCCGAAUCAGACAAUGCGCAAAUUGGUGGCCAGUGAUGUAAUAUUACUACGGCAGGCAUCAAACCAGCGUGGCUUGUCUUUCGUCCCAGCAUUCCCCUCUCAUACAUUACAUACAGACGCUUCCUAUCUCUCCUUUGUCGCGUUUGACAAUUGACUUGAUUUGGUUGAUACCCCCAUUCAUAAUGAUCAUCAUUAUUAUUUAUUUAUCUGGAGAAAAAAGCAUCAUUCACAACUGGAGUUAGUCAGCGCGGAAAGGCAAUUUUGGUCUGCUAAGGGGGAAAAGUUGGAACUGGUGCAUAUUAUUUGCAUGAUAGACGGUGUCAAGGGUUCAUGUUUGUUUGAGAUUUCCAAGUGGAAUGAAAUAUUCAAACGGAGUAAGCAGGAAAUUCUACUAUCUACAUAGGUCGCAAUCGCAAUAUCAUACAUCAGGGCAUGCACGCCCUGCAGCGCAUAGCAACUAUC
Messenger RNA from Aspergillus piperis CBS 112811, 3081 nucleotides. RefSeq names its product putative PHD transcription factor. NCBI's taxonomy places the organism in Eukaryota, Fungi, Ascomycota, Eurotiomycetes, Eurotiales, Aspergillaceae. Bases 1 to 2655 code for a protein of 884 amino acids. The record is from RefSeq and is a predicted model, not a curated record. Gene Ontology annotation, biological process: positive regulation of DNA-templated transcription. The transcript is spliced from 2 exons. Gene Ontology annotation, cellular component: Set1C/COMPASS complex.